AUGGUCCAAGAAGUUGAGGCUAUGUUGGCCGCCUUUGACGCCGAGUUUCCUCUGUCGGCGGGACCCGAGCCAAAGGCCCCUCUUGCGGCGCGGAUCCGCAGUCAAGAUGGUCACCGUCCGGCCUCUGCCCUCACCGGCGGCAACUGGGAAAAAUCCCAACACAAGAAGGGUGCCAUCACGGUUGGUCAUGUGAGGGAUGCCACCCGCACCUCGGUUGCUUGGUUCCCCAAGGAUCCGCAGUUCUCGGACGAGGACUACUGGAACUAUGCUGUCAGCCAAGGGCUUACGCACCAACGACCGCUGGUGUUACGCCAAGCUGGUGGCCGGGACCUUGGGUUGUUGGGCGUGGACGAUCUGCGUUAUUUCCUCAAACAGCAGCAGUGGAUUGAAGUUGUGCUUACUAGGAAAAAGGUCUCGGAAAAGGGACCUCCGGUGUGGAUCAUCAAGGCGCAACCUCCUCAGGAGCAAGGGGCUUUGAACCUUGACUCCUUCUCGCAUUCUGACGAGAACUGGUGCAUCACCAUUGCCCCUGAGAGAAGAGCCAAGAAGCGUGCCCAAACUCUUGAGACUGUUCCUCUGAAAGGGCCCAAGAAGAAGUGGGUUGACAAGGAGUCUCUUGCCUCGCAACCUGUCAGUCCCACCCUGCUUGACGAGUCCGACGACGACAUCGACGGAGAUUAUCGGUCUGCCAGCAUGCGCUGCGCAAGUCCUAAGGCAAAGGCUCAGUCUGAUGCUGAUCGUGAAAGGUCCCGAUGCCGUGGGAAAAAGGCCAGCGUUGGUGAGGCCACUGCUGCAGUCCCUGAGGCUCCAGCUCCGGUUGCUAAUCCUGACGCGUUGCUUGAGGAUAAGCGCCUACAGGAUGCAGAUCUCGCUCGUGAAGCUGCCAGUCUCCGCCUUAAGUGUGCUCUUCACCUUUCGAAGCAUCAGGCGACGCUCGCGGAAGUCUGGACGCCAGACAGUAACGAGGCCUGGCUGGAGGGUCGGGGAGGCGCAGCCCCUCCAGAGAACUUUGAGCAAUACUUGAAGCUAGUUCCUAAAGCUGCUACGUGGGCGGACGGACUUAUGCUGGAGCCCCUUGCUCAGCAACUUGGUUGCCCCAUCCUGGUGUGGGUGUGGGCUCAUCGCAUGAGUCCUGACAGAGAAUCGGCCUGGCUUUGUGGCUGGAUCUGCUGGAUCCCAACCAUAAAUGCCCUGAGGCGUGGUUGGUUGGCGCUGCCAGGAGAAAGCCGCAGGAUCUUCGUGGUGCUGGUGAACGUGGGUCUACCAAGAGCGCGGGCCUUUGCAAAGCUUCGUCUUGCGCGGCUUCCUGCUCCUCUCGUUGCAGUUCGUCCAUCAAGCUCUGCGCUGCCUCCCUUACUCCGUCGCGUCCUCGGUCGUGCGCUCUGUCUCUUGCUUCUGCCACCCAUUCGAGGGCUAGCGGCCCUUCUAGAGGACCUCGACAGACUCAUUGUGACUCAUUGCUAUUGCCUUAGCGUCCUCAACCGCUGGCCGCAGGCAGCAAGGUUCGCGCUGGCUACUGCGGCCAAGAGACACUACCGUCUCAAGCGUGCUUGCAGGGACACGUCUCUGAAGGCCAUCCAGAAGGCUCAUGGUCCACGGGCUAACAAUUUGAAUCAGUUCAUGCAGUGGACGGACACAAAAACUCAUGAAGCAGGCAGUCCAAUCGAGAAUUGGUCAGAAAGCAAAGUCGUCAACGCACUCCACAACUUUGCACGCGGGAGACAAAAUGCCAAAACCUUAGAGUAUUGGUCUUUCACGUUGAAGAGUAUUACGGGGUGGUUCUUCGACGGUGUCCUCGUGCACAUGUUGGGCUCUCUUCGGCGACACAGCAUCACCUGGAUCGGGAAAACCCGUACAGGUAAGAGUCUCGGUUGUAAAACCGUGGCGUUUUGUCAGUCGAAGUAUGAAAUCGAGCAAGCCGACCGGGAUGAUCUUUAUCCUGCUAUCGUUACAGCGAAACAUUUGGACUUUUUCAAGUCCGAGUCGGAAGAGGAUGCCACCGUGUGGGCGCGCUAUUCGUCGGCUUAUUUCGAGCAAGGUAUUUGGGAAAUCAAGCAUGAGAACUUCGUCCAGCUGAUCCAACCGUCCUUUGCGAGCAUAGACGAAACAGAAGAUAUGGAUGCUAUUCUUGCCCGCACGCACACCAUCGUCAUCACGGAUUUCGGCAUCUAUUGGCGUCUCGCAAGUUCUUCGAAAAGCAACGUGAAGUUUGUUUCAUGGCCACAUGGUGAACCCAAAGAUUUGCUUGCAGCAGCAGAAAAGCCCAUAUUUCAGGCGUAUAGGAAAGAUCCUCACAAACACAGUCCCCCAGAAAGCUUCCAGCAGGACAUGAUUUGGUCAUUGGAGGUUCUUCAUCGCUUAUUCCAAGGAGAGACCCUUCCGCAGACGGUCACAAUUCGCGGACGAAGCUUGUUUUCAGACGAGCCACAACCACCUCGACAAAUCGCGCCCCGCAUCCUCGACGACGCCACAAUGCGUACCCGAGUCAAGAAGGAGCAGGACAGCGAUGUGGAUGAUGUCGCCCAAAGUAAGGAUCCAGAUGAUGAUGAUCUCGAAAAGCAACUCGAAGACCUCGUGGAGCAGGCUAAAGAGGCUGAGGAGGCCAAUGAUGAAAUGGAUGUUGUCGAGGAGGCAGUCGGGGAAGGCCCAGGAGACAACAAUCUCACAGGUGGCGCCGAUCAGCAUGGCCUAUUUCGCGAUGUAUGUGGCGUGCGAGUUCUUCAGUGGUUCGGGCUGCCGGUUGAAGUCGUGAAGAGUGGGCCCUUCAGUGUGGCGAUUCUCAACAACAUGAUCUCGAUGUUCAAUGUUGAGUUCGUUCCGGUGUCGCCCGCACAUGUAGGCAUGGAGGGUAUGUGCCUAUGUCAUUCCAACAACCAUUUCACCGGUUCAUGGUGUCGUGAAGGUUUAGUUCGGCACUUCGACAAUGGCGACGUGAGUGCAUGCAGUAUCAGCUUCCCCCAGCAGCUCGCACAAUCAGAUGCCACAACGUUUUUUCGCAUGGUCGGGAAACAUGCGCAUGAUCCCCACAAGCUCUGCAGCCUCGAGGGCGGCUCCGGCAAUGCAUACAAGCGUCCAGCGGCAAAACCGCAAAAUCCACAGUUCACCUGCCCCCUCACGCAAUGCGCCAUCCCGGGAUGCGGAGGGUCAUUAGUGCAAAAGCAGCCUAUUGAGGCUAUUUGUUAUGGCAUGGCCGGCCCUCAACAUGUGAUUCACAUGCCCAAGCAGUGUAGCUCUAGAAAUUGCCGGUCCACUUAUGCCUACAACUUUCGGUGGGAAGCUGGACAGAAAGUCAAUGUUCUAGAUUUGGAGGACUUCAAAGAUGAUGUGAUUUUCGUCAGUGGCAAAAAGUGCUUCAGCAUUCAGUAUCUUCGUUAUCAUGAAGAGCUCCUUUUCCGUGGUCACGUCUCUACCAGAGCCAUCGAGCAUGCCUACACUUCCGUCUUCGGCCUGCAGGAUGAUGCUCCCAAUGAUGUCGUCACGGGCUUCAGGAAACUUCAUCAGACAGCUUUACUCUAUUUUCUCGCAAUCAAGGAGUUUCAGGUGUUGAACCUUCAUAAAACUUUGCUGAUUGAUGAUGAAAUCGCCGACGCGAGCCUCGACCUCUAUCAUGCGUAUUGUCAUGCGAGUUUGUUCCCUCCAGAGAACCGCCAGAAAGUGCAGGCAUUGGUUGGGGAUGGUCGCCGCAAGAAGCUUGGCAAAAUCAUCAAGGGUGUGAACACCAGCAUAUGCGAACAGAUUUUCGCAUGGUUCCGCAACUUUUCGUUCAACUUCAACGAACUCCGUGGCAACCGGCAUAAGUUUGUCAUCCUUUACAUGGCUAAACGCCGCAACGAAGCCAUCGAGAGCAACACCGCAGUGUAUCUCCGCCCCGUAAAGAAGAAGUCGCAUGGUGUUAUCAAGCCGUAUGGGUGUGGCGUUCAGAAGAAGACCAGUGAGGCCACCAUCAAGCACAAGUGUAUUAUGAAAAGCUCGCGUAAGAGGUGUGUGAUGAAAGCCAUGAAGCGAAUCAUGAAGAAGUAG
Messenger RNA from Symbiodinium sp. CCMP2456, 4020 nucleotides. Lineage: Eukaryota; Dinophyceae; Suessiales; Symbiodiniaceae. The record is from the annotation of a GenBank genome assembly.